GCGAGAGACGGAGACAGAACUGCUCCCAGGGCCAUGGAAGAGAGCCCGGAGUGGGAACCUGAGGCUUGGGGCUCCUCCGGCGGGCAGCUGGCACCCCGGGGCGCCCGGGCAGGCCCAUCGCUGUCCUCGGUGCUGAAUGAGCUCCCCAGUGCUGCCACCCUUCGGUACCGAGGCCCUGGGGUGCUGCCCUGGGGGGCGCUGGAAGAGGAUGAGGAUGGAGAGAGGAGCAUCCAGGCCUCCAUAGGAGUUACCCAAAGGGAGCUGCAGGAACCUGUCCCUUCCCGGGAACUGCCCUGGCCGAUGCAGGCCCGACGGGCACACAGGCAGUGCCAUGCCCGGGACCAAAUGGCCCAGGGUUCGAGGUCCAGGGUGGCCAAGUGGGCCCUGCUGCUUCGGAGGUCCAAGGAGAAGAUGCGAGAAGGCUUGCACACCUUGGAGCCCUGGGCGUGGACACUGAAGAAGAUCGGAGGCCAGUUUGGCGCGGGCACUGAGUCCUACUUCUUGCUGCUGCGCUUCCUGCUGCUUCUCAACGUGCUGGCUUCGGUGCUGAAGGCCUGCAUGACGCUGCUGCCCACCUGGCUGCCGGACGGGGCUCCCCCGGGUCCCCCUACCCCGGACCCUUCCUCGCCCUGCGGCUCCUACAACCCCCACCCCCAGGGCCUGAUUCCCUUCUCCUCCCAGCUCUUCAACCUGCUCUCAGGAGAGGGUUAUUUGGAAUGGUCCCCUCUCUUCUACGGGUUCUACCCGCCGCGCCAGCACCUGGCCGUCUCCUACCUGUGUUCCACGUUCCUCGUCGGCCUCCUCUCCCUGCUGCUCAUCCUGCGCCGCUCCGUGUCCGGGCUGAAGCAGACGUUGUUGGCCGAGUCUGGGGUCCUGACCAGCUACAGCCACCGGGUGUUCUCUGCCUGGGACUUUGGCCUCUGCGGGGAUGUCCAUGUGCAGCUGCGCCAGCGCCUCAUCCGAUACGAGUUGCAGGUAGAACUGGAGGAGGCAGAGGUGCGGCGCCGGGCUGCCAUGCGGACCCUGGGCCAGCACGCCAGGGUGUGGCUGGUGCGGGUGCUGCUCAACCUGCUGGUGGUCGCGCUCCUGGGGGCAGCGUUCUACGGCGUCUACUGGGCCACCAGCUUCACCGUGAAGUUGCAGGAGUCGUCCCUUAUCCAGCAGAUGCCGCUGCUAAAGCUCGUGGUGGAUUACCUUCCGUCCAUCUUCAUCUUCGGGGUCAACUUGGUGCUGCCGCCAGUGUUCAAGCUCAUUGCCCCUCUGGAGGGCUACACCAGGAGCCGCCAGAUCAUUUUAAUCCUGCUCAGGGCCGUGUUUCUCCGCCUGGCCUCCCUGCUGGUCCUGCUGUUGUCUCUCUGGAGUCAGAUCACUUGCGGGGGCAGUGCAGAGGCUCCGGCGUGCAAGGCCUGUGGCUACAAUUACAAAGAGCUCCCGUGCUGGGAGACUCGGCUGGGGCAGGAAAUGUACAAACUCCUGAUUUUUGAUCUGCUGACUGGCGUGGCCGUCUUGCUGCUCAUCCAGUUCCCUCGGAAGCUGCUCUGUGGUCUCUGUUCCGGGCCGUUGAGUCAUGUGGGGACCCAGGAAUUCGAGGUCCCCAGUGAGGUGCUGGGGCUCAUCUACGCGCAGACAGUGGUCUGGGUGGGGAGCUUUUUCUGCCCUCUACUGCCUCUGCUCAACACCGCCAAACUCCUGCUGCUCUUCUAUUUGAAAAAGCACGCCCUCUUCUCCAUCUGCUCCCCGGCCUCCCGCACCUUUCGGGCCUCCAUGGCGAAUUUCUUUUUCCCCCUGGUCCUUCUCCUGGGUCUGGCCAUCUCCGCCGUUCCCGUGCUUUGGAGCAUCUUCCUGAUCCCGCCUUCUAAGAUGUGUGGUCCAUUCCGGGGGCAGUUGUCUAUCUGGGCCCAGAUUCCUGAGUCUAUUUCCAGCCUCCCUGAGGGCACCCAGAACUUCCUCUUCUUCUUGGGGACCCAAGCUUUUGCUGUGCCCCUUCUGCUAAUUUCCAGCAUCUUGAUGGUAUAUACCGUGGCCCUGGCUAACUCAUAUGGACGCCUCAUCUCUGAGCUCAAAAAGCAGAUAGAGACGGAGGCGCAGAAUAAAGUCUUCCUGGCCCAGCGCGCUGUGGCGCUGAGCUCGGCCAACGGGGUUCUUUGACCUCCCUUGCCUGGCUCAGGGUGACGUCCCACGUUCAGACCCAGAUCUGCUGCAAACCCUUUGUAAGCUUCGGUCACGUCAUCUGUAAAAUGGGGGAACUGCUCUUCCUUCCGGUCCCGGGAUUCCGAAAUUUCCAGGGCUGUGGACCCCUCUGACUGUUCAGUGAACCUCAUUCUUGAAUCAAUAAAC
This is a messenger RNA of Pteronotus mesoamericanus, 2337 nucleotides long. It is a transcript of the gene TMC4, whose product is annotated as transmembrane channel like 4. Lineage: Eukaryota; Metazoa; Chordata; Mammalia; Chiroptera; Mormoopidae. Gene Ontology annotation, cellular component: plasma membrane. The transcript has 15 exons. The record is from RefSeq and is a predicted model, not a curated record. Gene Ontology annotation, molecular function: mechanosensitive monoatomic ion channel activity. Bases 34 to 2148 code for a protein of 704 amino acids.